Molecule: messenger RNA, 1852 nt
Organism: Spodoptera frugiperda (fall armyworm)
Lineage: Eukaryota; Metazoa; Arthropoda; Insecta; Lepidoptera; Noctuidae
Product: putative inorganic phosphate cotransporter
Exons: 10
Coding region: 235-1764 (509 amino acids)
Biological process (GO): monoatomic anion transport; transmembrane transport
Cellular component (GO): plasma membrane
Molecular function (GO): transmembrane transporter activity
Source: RefSeq, a predicted model, not a curated record
GAAGCAUUCAAUGUACGUCAGUUUGAUACAGAUCUCGAAGCAAAUACUGCAGAGUUACUAGAAAUUAAUGAACAUAAUGUAAUAAAGUUACUACUUGUAGAUAAUUUAGUUGACAGUGUAAUAAAAACGAAGGAAAAUGAUGAAGUAAAUGCAGGAGAAAAAGUUGUGGUAAAUGAUAAUAGAAGUUCGGUAACAGUUAUUAUAGUAGAUAUAAAUAGAAUUAUUCUCAAAGAAAUGGUAAAUAUGGUGGAUAAGCAAGAGAUUGGAGAGAAAGAAUCCAAAAGUAAUUUUAAAGUUUCAGGAUGGGGCUACAGACACCAGCAGUGUUUUAUACUAUUUUGCACUUUAACAGUAGCUUACAGUAUGAGAGCCUGUAUGGGUGUGUCUCUAGUAGCUAUGACCAAAUAUGGGAAAACUGCAGCCAAUGUAAGUGCUGCGUUGAAUCCAGAAGAAGAUGAGAACCAGUUCAAACCAGAAGGGAUUCUGAAUGCCUUGAUGUUGAUACCGCCUUACCCGACAUUCAACUGGGACAAAAAGACACAAGAUGCGGUGAUAGCCUCGUUCUUCUGGGGCUACAUGCUGCUGCAGAUCCCUGGUGGUCAGCUGGCGCACAGGUUCGGAGCCAGGUACCUGCUGACUGGAGCCAUGAUGAUCAACUGCGUGGUCUCCAUACUGCUGCCGCUGGCUGCUUAUUAUGGUGGUUGGAUAUCUACAGCAGUAUGUAGAGUACUACAGGGUCUGAGUCAAGCCUGUAUAGUACCAGGAAUUCAUACAUCUCUAGGAAAAUGGGCACCUCUUCAGGAAAGGGGGAGAAUUGCUGCAUUUGUUUAUGGAGGCCAAGCGUUAGGUACAGUUUUUGGACUCCCAAUGACAGGUUUUAUAUCUUCAUCUAGUCUCGGCUGGCCUGGCAUAUUCAGGUUCUAUGGAAUACUCUCAGGAAUUAUUGGAGUCCUCCUGUUCUGGCUAGCCGCUGAUACGCCAGCCCAACAUAAGAAAAUAUCUGCAGCUGAAAGAAAAUAUAUUGAAGAUGAAUUGGGAACUGGAGAUGAAGCCAAAAAAAUGGCAGUGCCUUGGACGAAAAUUCUAAGUCACAAAGGAGUGUACGCCAUCAUCAUUGCCCACUUUGGAACGACGUGGGGCCAGCUAGUUCUUUACUCAGAGGUUCCAGCUUAUUUGGAUAAAAUCAUGGGAGUUAACAUAAAAGCGAAUGGUUUGCUAACAGCUCUCCCGUUCUUAGUGAUGUGGUUCACCAAUUUCUUCUUCAGCUGGAUGACAGAUAUGCUCAUUGUCAAGAACAUUCUUAGCCCUACCAAUACAAGGAAGUUUGCUAAUUCUUUAGGUAAUGUACCAGCAGCUCUAGGAUUAAUAGCACUGGCGUAUGCACCAAAAGACAUGUUAAUUGUGGAAUCUAUAUUAGUUUUCACAUGUGCUUUCAAAAUAUCUGCCCAUUUAGGAUUCCAGAUUAACCACAUCGAUAUAUCUCCCAACUUCGCCGGCACUAUGAUGAGUCUCAGCAACUUUACUUCUAACAUCGGAGCGUCCAUCGCUCCUCUCAUUAUUGGAUUCAUACUAACUGAUGUUAAUGACGUAUACCUGUGGCGGCAGGUGUUCUUCGUGGCGGCCGGGAUAUACCUCGUGACUAAUCUCAUCUACGUGAUCUUUGCUACUGCUGAGAAGGCGGAGUGGAACGAACCGAAGGACACGCAAGUGAAUGACGAGGAAGGACAACCAAUGAUGGAGAAGCCCAAGUUGGAAGAGGCUUAGUUACAUGUGUAUUUAAUAGUAUAAAUGAAGAUGGUGCUACAGAGAAUGUAUAAUUGUCGCUUUUUGUCAUUAUAAUGAUUGAGACUAA